AUGGCAUCUGUGAUAGAAGGUCAACCCCCAUGUUCAUUGGUUCAAAACUUUUGGAUAGUAAGUACCAGCGGUGAAUUCAUAGAAUGCAGACCGUGCCCAGACUGUCCUGAGGGUCACGGGCUGAACAUUCAAUGUGGCUCAUCGAUCACAGAUGAUACUAAGAUAGAAUGUGUCCAAUGCAAAGAAACCGAGACCUACUCCGACAGCCAUGGAGUGGAAAGCUGCAAACCCUGUCAGGACUGCGGUCAACGAAAUGUCCUUCAAGAAUGCACCUCAGACCAAAAUCGCAAAUGUGGACGUAAAUGUCCCAAAGGGUAUUUCUUUGAUGGCCACAUCACUGAUUGCAGAGAAAAUACGCCAGCAACAGUCUCAACCACGACUUUGUCAAUAGAGCCUACUCCUAGCAUCUGGCCACAACUUUCAUCUCCAAUGGGCGGUGGCUCGUCUACAGCAAUUACAGCGUCUAUGAAGGUUUUAUUCUCUCUAAAAAGUGCUACCUCGACAAGUUUAGCGUCGACUCCAAGCAUAAAGCCACAGCGUUCAUCGAUGAUAAGCGUUUUUUCUGCAGAAAUUCCAGGGUUUAUUGAAGUUCCACUGUUAGUAGUAAACCGUUCCUCUACAAGCCGCGUAGAAUCCACGCUGGGCAUCAUGCCACAACCAUCGUCAUUGUAUCGUGGAAGUGUAUCAACUUCGAUUCCUGGAAGUAUAGAAGUUCUAUUGCCAGAAGGAAACGUCGCCUCUCCAAGCGUCUCGGCGAAACAAAAUACAACUCAGAGACGGAAAGGCAAAACUUUGUCAUUGGUGCGGUAUAUAUUGGGAAUAAUAGCAACGAUAGUUUUGAUCGUCACCUUUACAAAGACUGUAAGAGUUUGCUGGAUAAAAUGCAGAAUGUCUAAGAAGACAAAGCCAGAACAGACAGGUAGGAUUAAACCAAAAUAAACGACAAUAGGAAUAGCGUUAGUGAAGGGCUCCACAUAUUCUAAGCGACGAGGGGUCUUGGCCUAGAAACCCUCUUGAGUGACGUGGGUGGGAUCCAUUACGGGUUAGUUCGCAAUAUUUUCGGAACAUUUUCCUCCUCAACUCGACAGAUAUCAUGAUAGAAGCCCGAGUCUCCAACAAUUAGCCCACUCUGUUUUCUUUGAAAUGGAAAGUUUAAGCACAGGGAACUGAAUCUUUUUUACGUGGUCGACUCUUUGAGGAUAGAACAGAUUAUGGACAUCAUAUCAAGCCAAAUAGAAUGAGCAAAAGGAGACUUUAUCGUUCAUGGCUUGCUCACUUUUUGACCGUUUCCACUCACGAGGAAUGCAGAUCGUUUACAAAAUGAUUUUGAACUUGUUGUUGCAGAUCCUGCUGGAAUACCACUAAACCCCUUACGAUUCACUGAGAAUUCACCGAGCCGCUCUUUGCCAGGUAAGAUUAUAAUGCUGAUAAUUUUCUAUUCGUUUACAGAGAAAUCGGCUGAUACCGUAGACCUGAUCGGAGUUCUAAUUUCCAAAUUACGUUACAGCUACUCAGCUAGUUGGCAAACGUUAAAUUCUCUGUAAAUCUUCUUCACUGUAUUGAAAAUUACUACUUCCUUUCCUCUUCGAACCUCUCCGUGUUCUUUAUGACCUACCACAACUUUCCAAACAGUUUUUGAGAACUCUUUGCCGGCUUCAAAAGGGUUACACAAUUGUCCCCAAGAAUAUUGCUUUUAUUGUGUGAUUAGUAUUACUAGUAAUCACAUCAGUUUUUUCCACUUUUUAUUCUCAGAAACCAAGAUAAACGUUAGCUCUUUUCAGAGCAACUCUGGCUCUGCUGAAAGUUUAAUGGCUUCGCAAGGAACUGAGUCCUUAGAAGGUGGGUGGUUCAAAAUUUUCACGUGCCUAUUUACCAAGUUUAUUUGAUUUUCUUUAGCGCUCAGAUAAAUGGAAACCAAAACACCACUAAUAUUUCCCUGUGAAAUUGCCUUCUUGAAUUCUUUUUGUCUCUGUUUGACCAGAAUCGUAACAGUUAGACACCUGUGAAACAGUUCUCUGAACAAAGCCCUUCAUUUGGCGCAGUUCUUCAUCAGUGCUGUUGCCCCUUCUCUAAUAUUCAACGCAAUUUUAAUUUUUUUUUCAUUUUUUCAACAAAACUCAAACAAAAUGCCUAAUAUUAACCGUUAGUUUUGACGAGGGCCAAACUGGAUGAAUCACAUACACUCUCUUCCCUAUUAUUAUACCUUUCCAUUAAUGUAAUAAUCCCCGGCAACUGGAAAAGCUAAAUUGCCAGUGAAUUCACUAUAAUUAAAUUCAUUCAAUUACAGUCCGCCAUGAUGGCCAAGGAGACGGCAAAGAUUGUGUUCUUACGGGUGACAUCCCUGAAGGUAUGUAAAUGAGUGACAAUUAAUAAAUCCCCGUCCUUUGAGUGUAAGAUCAAUGUUAUUAGCAACUUAAGAACCCUAAAGAUUGCUCUUUCGUUAUAUUAGACUUCAAGCUCGCCGACUUUCCAUAUGAUGUCGUGGAUUUUAUUCUGCAACUAGAUUCUGAUUCCUCGCCAGUUCAAAAGAACUGGAAACAUGUCGCUCACGAGUAUGGAAUUACCAAACAAGACAUUCAGCUGUUGGAGAUAGAGAGCAGGAAACCAGGAGUCAGCGCAAUAAGGCUUUUGAUUGGAAAGUUGUGCAGUUUCAAAUGUGCGACUCUAAAAGAGUUCGUAGACGUCCUUCAGGAGCUGGAACGCAACGAUGUUGCCAGUGACAUUAUGGACUGGUUUAGGAAAAAACAGGAGAGAUGUUCAGAGGAGGGUAAGAAUUGACAAUACCCAAGAGGUUGCUGGACUCUAAGAACGGUGAUAGUUGAUAGUUAUUAGGUCGGUCUUGUAAAUAACGUAACUGAUUUUGUGUAUUUAGUAAAAUCAAAGUGAUCUAAACAUAUUUUUAGAAAGUAGGGAUACACGUUGUCCGAGAGAUUUUGUUUUAAGAUUAGAUUACAGAAUCUUUUCAAUCAGGUAUUUUGAAGAUUUAAGCAAUUUUACAUAAUUUUUCUAGGUUUUUGUAACCUUUUUAAUUAUUGCUCGUAGUUGUAAAGUUGUAAAUAAUUUUAGGUAACGUUCUUAAGCGCAAUUGAGGACGAAGUUUUUUUUUUUUAUGUUGUGUAUGGUCAGAGUUUCUUUAUUGUAGGAAAAUAUGCCGGUAUUCUGUAUAUCUGAAUGUUUCAAAUUUCAAACAGGCCAGUGGUAUAGAACACGGAAGGUUGUCUGAAGUUAUCUUUCCUUAUGGUAUUCCUUAAAGUACUAUGAGAGGUUAAGAAAAUACUGCAGCCUAAUUCGCUUGGCAUUGCUUGAUCUCACAUUGAGAAGAAAGUAAGCACUGCGUGCUGAAUCUACUUUAACAAGGAUGUUUUCGAUUUUAUGCAUGCUCUGAGGUCAUCCUGUAUGUGACCAGCAGAAGUUUUAAACUUGGCUUAAUUAGUCAGGUUAAUUACUUUUCAAUCGAGUGUCGAUGUCAAUUGGCUUGUUGAUAUUUUCAUCGUGUCGUCGAGAAAUUCGCACCACCACAUAGCCAGAUGCAAAACUGAAACCAAUCGCGACUUAGUAAAAGGAAUUUUUCCAAGAGUACAAAGCAGCUCUAAUGCGUUAAUUUACAGACUUUCAGCUCUCUCACAGGUUUCUCAGUUUUGACGUUUAAAUUAAAGUUGUUUGAUUGGCCACUGUGAGUACUUUGCUUUUGAUUUUACGACCCGCAAUUAAAAAAUUCCUUCUCAGUGAUCAAUUCUGAGGUAAUAAUGAGUUUUGUGUCAUUGUAGUUAAUCUUUUCUAGUUAAGUAUUGGGGCAUACCUUGGUGACGUUUCCUGGGAUGCUUCUUCUAUAACCCCUAUGUGAGGUUACUUUUUUUUUUUAAUUUUUUUGCUAUCACUUCUGUACAAAACUUACACUUCAGGUUUUCAAAAACAGACAAAUCCGACGAAACCUUUAAAAAAUCCAAGCUACGCCCCCAUUUGUAACCUGUGCUUGCCCG
This is a messenger RNA of Pocillopora meandrina, 3980 nucleotides long. The record is from the annotation of a GenBank genome assembly. NCBI's taxonomy places the organism in Eukaryota, Metazoa, Cnidaria, Anthozoa, Scleractinia, Pocilloporidae.